GUACCAGUUCGUGGUGUAACUCGCGACCUGGCUGCUAGCGAUACCAUGGGAGACUGCGACCUGUGCCGAACGUACGGAUCUUUCACAGGAUAUGUUUGACGUGGCUAAGCCGUAGAUCAAGUUCUGGAAGAGGAAGUGAGUACAAAGCCUUGAGCGUCCCAGAUCCUCACCUACUGCUGUUUCCAUCAAAAGACAAUUACCGCAUGCACCAAGAACAUACUGACCUGGCACUACCAGUGCGCAUACAGCUCUCAGCCACCAACAGUCACUGGCCAAAUCGCGGCAACGCACGACACGCACACCACCUUGGACAACUAGACUGGACCGCAGCAAGGUAAGAGCAUAUACAGCAUAAGAAGCGGAACCUGGCAAUGCUUUGAACGCCCAUCAGCUUCACCCACCCACUCCUCCAAGCCCAUCAACCACCACAAUCGCCACGAUGCGUUUCCACCUCUCCACAGUCAUCCUGGCUCUGCUAUCUCUCGCUGCUUGCGCCCCCUCCGCGGAUGUCACAAACACGGACGUAUCCAGAACCGUAGACAUCCGCGCCGGCGAGCCAGCUGCUGCCGCCCAAGCACCCAGGGCAGCCCCGUCCUCGUUCCUGGUCCAAUCCUUUGAGGUGUGGAUGCCUUUUCCUUUGUAUAAGGGCUCCAUGAAAUCGCGCGCCAUAUUUGAAGUCUCCAUGUUCCCUUCCGUCGCGGACUGGAGCGCCACAUGCUGGACGACGACAAGUGAGACGCUGUGCGAUCCCAAUGUAUGGUACAACUGUACUGUCUCCGCCGAGAACGAGAGGGUGAUGUUCAGGUUUGGUCAGGACUUGACGAGCGUGGAUAUCAAGCGUCGGUGGACGUAUGGGGAAACAACAAUGACGGUUACAGCGAGUGAGCCCGCUGUAUGGAAUGAGGGCAUGAAUCCCCAGCGCCAGAAUGUCACGGUGAGCCAGUGGGGAAAGUGCUACAAGAGGCCUAACGGAUGGAAGCUCGACUGGAAGACAAUGGUUGGAUGAGAGGAGAAUCAGAGAGCACGAGAUAGAGCAAAUAGAAGAGAAGCAGGGAGGUGGUCUGAUAACGCGGAUAGCAACAGCGUAGGAAGGAGUCUGGCCGUACUGUGCGGUAAACGAAAGGGGCAGCGGAAUCAUUAUAAUUAAAAUUGUCAGGUGG
Didymella exigua CBS 183.55 is the source of this 1160-nucleotide messenger RNA. RefSeq lists its product as uncharacterized. The record is from RefSeq and is a predicted model, not a curated record. The transcript is spliced from 2 exons. The coding region runs from base 440 to 1006 and encodes 188 amino acids. NCBI's taxonomy places the organism in Eukaryota, Fungi, Ascomycota, Dothideomycetes, Pleosporales, Didymellaceae.